Molecule: messenger RNA, 754 nt
Organism: Anas platyrhynchos (mallard)
Lineage: Eukaryota; Metazoa; Chordata; Aves; Anseriformes; Anatidae
Product: C-C motif chemokine 4 homolog
Biological process (GO): immune response
Cellular component (GO): extracellular region
Molecular function (GO): chemokine activity
Source: RefSeq, a predicted model, not a curated record
CAGAGCUGUGGCUCCUCACCAGAAUUUCCAACCGUCCUCCUGGGCCGUAGGUUGGGUGUGAGCAGGGGCUGGAGCAGCACCGGCCAGAGGGAGGAAUUUCCAUUCACCACUUGCCCUUUAUGAACGCCGACGAGCACUUCUUCCACUGGGGAGAGUCCGGGGGUGUCAUGGAAAUGCUGCCCGGGGGCUUUAUAACGCCAAGGCGCAGGCAGGAGAGGCAGGUAGCUCACCGUAGCCCCGAAACAAGCGAGAGCUACGGGUCGCUGGAGCUGAUAAAGCCAGGUUGGAUAUGAAGCUCUUCUCCCUGACCCUGGUCGCCCUGCUGCUCGCUGCUGUCUGGACUGAAAGCUGGGGCUUAUCCUUCCGCAGCCCCCGCUCCAAAUGCUGCUACAAGGAUAUGUUCUUCCAGAAGAAAAUCCCUGCCUCGCUCAUCCGGAGCUACGAGGAGACGCUCCCAAACUGCUCCCGCAGAGGCGUGAGAGUGGAGCUGCUGAAGGGGAGGAAGGUCUGCGUGGACCCCGAAGAGCCCUGGUUCCAGGAGUACCUGAACAGACAGAAGCUGAGCAAUGCCGUGGUGUGAAGCCACCACCACCAUGCACCCUAUUUAUUUGUGCCUCCCCGCUACCUGCCCGUGGUGCCUCGUUAACCCCUGGGGCUGGCCCCAGCUCCUGCUGCCUUCGUCCCCCCUCUCUUCCUCUCCACACCCGUGUACAGCCCUUGGUGGCCUUAAUAAAGAGCCCUGUCCUGAACUGGA